GAAUGCUCUCUGCUCUGUGAGUAGUCAUCAUUAUGCUGAUGUCAGUGCCCCUGUCAUCGAUGGGAUGCCAGUAAAUCUGGGCCCUCUGCAUCUCCGAGCAAAACAAGAAGCCGUACCCGCACAGCCUUCUUCGCCCGCAGAGAGAGAACAAAGAAAGGGACAACGGCGUAAAAUGGUCGAUGCCGGCGACACACCGGCUGGAGCGCCGCCGCGAGCUCACGAGGAGGAGCAGGCGGGAACGCCGGCGUAUGGUUCGGUGGUCCUCGGCGGCACCUUCGACCGCCUCCAUGACGGCCACCGCCGCCUUCUCAAGGCCUCCGCGGAUUUGGCGAGGGACCGGAUCGUGGUCGGCGUCUGCACGGGGCCUAUGCUCGCCAAGAAGGAGUAUGCGGAGCUGAUUGAGCCCGUUGACAAGCGCAUCAAGGGUGUGGAGGAUUACAUUAAGUCUAUAAAGCCAGAACUGAUAGUACAAGUGGAACCUAUUGAGGAUCCUUAUGGCCCAUCCAUCACUGAUGAAAAGUUGGAUGCCAUUAUUGUCAGUAAGGAGACAUUAAAUGGUGGACUUGCUGUAAAUAGAAAAAGAGAAGAGAAAGGGUUCCCACUGUUGAAGGUUGAGGUUGUUGAUCUCCUUUCUGGUGGUGUAGAGGGGGGAAAAUUGAGUUCUUCUGCUUUAAGGAAACUUGAGGCAGAGCAAGCUCAACAAAGUGAAACAAAAACUGCUAGCCUUGAAGUUUCUUAGGAAGGAAUAUGAAUACUUGAAUCUGGUUACCUGAAUACACAAUUACGGGGGUGAUCUGCUACAAGCUCAGUGUGAACAAAAAUGUGAUCAGAGCUGAUGGUUUGUGCCUGUCUGGAGGAAUAAUCUUUGAACACUGGCCCAUGGCCCUGUAACAGUAUCAUUCUAACCUUAUAUAUAAAAUCAACCUGGCAGCAUAGACUCCCCUACUAACCAAAUUUACAGAUUUUGUAUUGGCAAUGCCUUCUGAAUGUAAAAAGGAAAUAUCCUUGGGUUAGUAUAAAUGUCUACAAUAGUGGCAAAGCUACAAAUGAACAUGGUUCUCAUUCACAAGAGUUCGUGCAAUUAUAAUCUUGGUCCUCUUGGCACA
Messenger RNA from Sorghum bicolor (sorghum), 1106 nucleotides. Its product is annotated as phosphopantetheine adenylyltransferase 1. Gene Ontology annotation, biological process: coenzyme A biosynthetic process. Lineage: Eukaryota; Viridiplantae; Streptophyta; Magnoliopsida; Poales; Poaceae. Gene Ontology annotation, molecular function: dephospho-CoA kinase activity; pantetheine-phosphate adenylyltransferase activity. The record is from RefSeq and is a predicted model, not a curated record. Bases 65 to 739 code for a protein of 224 amino acids. The transcript is spliced from 6 exons.